UAGGUGACAAGGCGAGGUUGCAAAUGGUUUUUAGGUUCUUCGUGAAAAAUAGCAGAAUCGAAAUCACGACCAUCGAAAGCUGUGUUUAGGUCUUCAGUACCGGAAGGAUCUUCUACUGUAGGUAGAGGCGAGGUUUCGGAAGAGGCAGAGCCAUUGGGAGAAGACGGCAAACUUAGUGAUACGUCAACCGCAAGUGAAGGAUCGGAUGUAUUCAUGAAUGCAACUCCACUAUCAUAUCCGAUUGACGAAGCGGUCGAUGUGGCCACCUGGAUAAGAAUAGAUGUAAAGGAUGAGUCAUUGUUGAUUGAUAUCGUGGAGAUGAACUCAUCCACAGGUCUUACGGGUGGCGGAAAUUCCCCCCGAAUUCCCACGGCCAUCGUGCUUCUGCGGCGACUGCCGUACCCUUUCUAUGGAAAUUAA
Messenger RNA from Haemonchus placei, 420 nucleotides. The record is from the annotation of a GenBank genome assembly. Lineage: Eukaryota; Metazoa; Nematoda; Chromadorea; Rhabditida; Trichostrongylidae.